Molecule: messenger RNA, 1326 nt
Organism: Theobroma umbraticum
Lineage: Eukaryota; Viridiplantae; Streptophyta; Magnoliopsida; Malvales; Malvaceae
Gene: ISPD
Product: Nucleotide-diphospho-sugar transferases superfamily protein
Biological process (GO): isoprenoid biosynthetic process
Molecular function (GO): 2-C-methyl-D-erythritol 4-phosphate cytidylyltransferase activity
Source: RefSeq, a predicted model, not a curated record
UACACGUGCCCGUGUUUAACUCAAAUGGUAGAUGGCAUUGGUCACUCCUUUUGCGAGAAACUUAAUCCAGGUAACCAAGGCCGCGGCAGAGAUAGAGUGGCGAGAGAUGGGGGUUCUUCACCCUAACAACUUUCUCACUCUCACUUGCUCCACUUCCAGUCUGCUUGUUCCAUCCAAACCCCAUGUUACCGCCAAGCCUUCUCCAAUCUUUUCGCACAUACACAUUAACUUCCCUUCACCAGGGCGAAACGUAGAAUCGAGAAAAGAGCCCAGGAUUGGUUCUUGUAGGAUUAAGUGUUCAGCGGAAGUUGAUAAUGGCUCUGCAAAGGUGAAGGAAAGAAGCGUUUCGGUCAUUCUUUUAGCAGGAGGCAAAGGCAAAAGAAUGGGUGCAAGCAUGCCAAAGCAAUAUCUGCCACUUUUAGGACAACCAAUUGCAUUGUAUAGUUUAUAUACUUUCUCACGCAUGAUUGAAGUGAAAGAAAUUGUUGUGGUUUGUGAUCCAUCAUACAAUGACAUUUUUGAAGAAACCAAAGACAAAAUUAACGUAGACCUUAAAUUCACACUUCCUGGGAAGGAGAGACAGGAUUCUGUUUACAGUGGACUUCAGACAGUUGAUUCAAACUGUGAGCUUGUUUGCAUCCAUGAUUCUGCGAGACCCUUGGUAACAUCUGGAGAUGUAGAAAAGGUUCUUAAAGAUGGUUGGCUGAUUGGAGCAGCGGUACUUGGAGUUCCUGUCAAAGCCACAAUCAAAGAGGCAAAUAGUGAGUCUUAUGUGGUGAGGACUCUAGAGCGAAAAACACUAUGGGAAAUGCAGACCCCACAGGUGAUUAAGCCAGAGUUGCUGAGAAAAGGUUUCGAGCUUGUGAAGAGAGGUGGUCUUGAAGUGACGGAUGAUGUGUCAAUAGUGGAGCACCUUAAGCAUCCUGUGUAUAUAACUGAGGGAUCUUAUACCAACAUCAAGGUCACAACUCCUGAUGACUUGUUACUUGCGGAGAGAAUUCUGAAUAUGACCUCUAGUGAACUUCCUAAAUAAUGCUCUUGAACACUUCCUUAGGUUUCUCCCUGUCGGUGUUUCUGCUACAACAUAAUUUGGGUGCGUGUCAACAUUGUGAAUGGCCGUCCCAAACCCCAAAAAUUUUUACAUAUAGUAGCAAAAGCAACUAGACCUCUAAAAAGAGCUGGAGAAAUUGAUUGUCUAAGGUCAGGAGCAUGAGAAAUUUCUUGAUGUUCAACAUAACAAAAGUUGGUACUUCUAUUUCAGAAGCAUUUUAAUGUGUUCCUUGUUGCUGGGUUGCUGUGAAUAGGAGGAUUAUAUUGCUUGUUAAA